AGAGCCGCCUCCUGUCUGAUGAGUUCUACACUGGCAACCCUAAAACCAAGGAGGAAGUUGGUAGGCAGUGUCACCCCUUGGACUGGUUGAGAUGGGCAGGGCAGGGUCUCACUUGCCCUAGGGAAGCAGCCUCCACUGUCUGGUUAAAUGAAGCACUAGCGCCCCCCCCCCCCCGCCCUGCCCCACUGCACACUAAUUCUACUCAUGUAGCCCAUUGCAUUAUCUAUUGCACUUUGGUUACUGCAUCCAGCUGCCAUUCAGGUAUUGGUAACUUAAACUGGUUGAUCUGCAAGGUUACAUACAGCUGCCUGGCAGGCUGCUAAACACAGGCCUGCAACAGGGUUUCUCCUAGUCUGUAAGUAAAGAGUGGGAAGGCAGGGAUGGGAACCUGCAGUCCUAGCCCUGAUUUCAUGCAUGUGGCAAGGGGAGGGUGGCAGAGAAAAAAUGGGUGGAGAAAGAAGGGGAAAGGGUACAUUCUUCCCCCACUUGGCUUGGAUCCUGGUUGCUGCCAGCAUGCAGCCAUGGCAGAUUACCCUGAGUGAGUGUGGCUUUUGACAGGGAAGUGGGGGGGGGCAUUCAGUUAAUGUCCUGCACCUGCAUACAAAACUCACACCGCCCAAAUACUGAAUGGGUUCAGUUCUCUAGGACAGGGCACAGCAGGAGCAGGUGGGACCCAGUGUGCUUCACUUCCUUGCGAGUCACGUUAAUUCAUCUUAAUUAAUCCGGAAUACGUGCCACUUCCAGCUCUGGGGCUAGAAAGCACUAAUGCAGAUUUUAGCCUCCGCUCUUCACCAAACAAAAGCGGGCACAGAGAUUGGCACGGUUCAAGAUUGGCAUAAGGCGACCAGGUGACAAAUCGGGUGUACAAUGUAGAAGCGGGUUAUUCUUGCCCCACAUCCUCCGCGACAGGCCCCCCAACUCAGCCAGUAGUGGACAGCAUAUGCAAUGGAAGCGUCAGCGGCAUCGCACAACUGCUCUAGGGUGGCGCCAUUUUGUCUUAAGUUGACGGUCUUAAGAUGCACCUGUGUGUUGAGGGAGGAAGGACUGGCCCUGUCCAACAGGCAGUAAUAAUAAUAAUAAAUAAAAUUUUAUUUACCGGUAUAUCCCGUCCUCUCCAGUUGAAGCCGGGCUCAGAGUAGAAGUGGCCAAAGGGCCUACGGGGCAGCAAAACAAUGCCAUCUCCCCAUGGCAGCCCAGGCUCAAAAAUACUCCUGGCUAAUGGGGAAAUCUUUCGAGAUGGAACAGAGGUCCCCUCCUGGCCUUGGUAGUGCAGGUUCUGAGUACAGAUGGGACUCCCUUUGCUCCUAGUUUCCCCCAGUCACUUCCCCUUUCCCCUCACAUAACCCCUCGUAACCAAACAAAAGGAUCCCUGAGGAAAGGAGAAGUGGCAGCCAGGAAAAUCCCUGAAGGGGAAAUGCAGCUAAUUACAGCAAAAUGGGAGCAGUUGUUUUGGGCCUGGGUAUCUUCAGCCAAGGCCUAAAGCAGGGGUAACCAACGUGGUCAUCCCUCGCCCCACAAUGUGACAGGACUACAACUCCCAUAAUUCCUCCUGUUUGCUGGCCAUGCUGGCUCAGGGGUUGAUGGGAGGUGUAGUCCAACAACAUCUGGAGAGCAUCACUUGGUUACCUCCGGCCUAGUUGGUCCACGUUGGAGGAUCCUUUGGUUAAGAGGGGGGGGGCACAUUCAAGGCGCCCACCCUCCAUGGCGGCAGGGUCCAGGGGGCUCUCCUCACUGGGUGUGACGUAUGGCCCCUCUUUUAUCACCUUGUGCGUUGCCACUCCUUGUGCCAACUUGGUUCAAGGCGGUGCUGUUUUCUUUAAAAGCAAACAAAUAUACAGGAGGUGCCAGGCCUCAAACCGGUCUGGGAACACCACCUGCCGCUUUUGUGAAACCUUUUUAUCCUGAGUGUGGGAAUUGGGUGUAAUUACUCAAGGCUGAAGAAAUGGCACUCUGCCCAUGCUCGGGGGCACCUUCCUUCCUUCUCCCCCCCCCCCUUGCCGCCUCCUCUGCGCGCCAAGCUCGAGUCCCAGCGCAAAUUAAACCCCGGUGAAAGUAUUCGAGCCUGCGCGGCGCGUCUUCAAAAUAAAAAGCUAAGGGAGGAAAGCGUGCGGCCUUCGCCCUCUGCUGGUUGUAGGUGCAAAUGGUUGCAGCACUUUGCAAAAAAAUAAUGACAACAGAGAGGGAUUGUGGGAUCGCGAGCUUCCUUCUGUCCAGGAAGACGAGCCCGUUGCACGCGAGGAGGCGGCGGCGCUGAGCUGUUGCUCCUGGAAGCAGAGUCGGGGAGUGGCACACCCAGCCCACGAAGUCCCUGGAAGUCUGUCGGGCCACGGUAAGUGGUGUCUCGCCCCGUCCUUAACUCGCCUGUCGUUUCUUUCUUUCUUUCUUUUUUACUUAAGGCUCAGAAGAGGGUCGAUUUAGGAGCUGCGAGACCUGGGUUCUAAUCCUCCCACUGGGCCAUGAAACUCACCGGUUGACGCUGGGCCAGUCGGUGCCUGCCUGUCCUCCUAACCUACCUCGCAGGGUUGUUGUGGGAAUUAAGCGAGGGGGGGACUUAGGUUGAUCACCUUGAGCGCGUGGGAGGGAAAGGUGGGAUGCGCAGGUAGUAAAUAAACAACAACAGCGAGCCGCAUGCUGAGUCGAUACAGGAGGAGCUUCCCAUAAAUGCCUUGCUUCAUUCCAUUAAGAGAGCUUCCAGACGAACGGGGCAUUAAGGUAGUGCGGUUUUUUUUAGUGCAAAUGCCCUCCCACCAGAUGUCAAGGAAAUAAACAACAAUCUGACUUUUAGAAGACCUAUGAAAGCAGCCCUGUUUAGGGAAGUUUUUAAUGUUUGAUGUUUUAUCAUGUUUUUAAUAUUCUGUUGGGAGCAGCACAGAGUGGCUGGGGGAAGGCAGCCAGAUGUGUGGGGUAUAAAUAAUAAAUUAUAUUAUUAUUAUAUUAUUAUUCUGACCCACCAAUCUCAGUCUGCCCUCAGCCAGCCUCCACUUGCCUUCUUUCUUCCUUAAACAGUCCAGCGCAUGGCCCUGGCUUUAAGUUUGUUCCUCCUGCCCUUUGUAGAACUAAACCAGGAGGAGAAGGGGGGGGGGGGCUUGAAUUAGUUGACUCCACCUGUCAUUGUCUUGGUUUACAGCUGCUUUCCUUGUUUUCCACCCUACUAGCCUAAAUGGACCCUGCUCUUCACCCGUGAUCUCACACAUUCCCGGUUUCUCUUUUCAAUUCUGCCUCUUGCCAGCCACACGAUUAACACACCUUGCUAGUAUGUCUCAGGGCUGUUAUUUUGCCCGUCCCUCUACUGUUACCAUUCUGAGCAUGCGCACAAGUGCUUCUGUCCCUGUGCAUCACAUCUUUUCCUUUCUUUUAAACAACCACCACCGGUAUUUUCCAGGAAGAGCACAAGAGCAAACAUUACCCAACCACAUGGAGUGGUUAUCUUGUUUCACAAUGGACAAGAUCACCUCCACCAGCCGCAUCUCUCAUAUUAUAUUGCUCUUUUAUUUUGAUACUAAUUGUAAGUAAGAAGCUUUGGGGGGUAAAUCACUCUUGGUUGAAUGUCAGCGUAUAGAUGUGAUCAUUAAAUAUAUAUGUAAUAAAAUUUAAAUCUGAUCUAAGAGUCUACUGAAUGCAAGGUUUUGUGGGUGAGCAGUGUCGCACCUCCUCUUGUUUUUGAAGACUUACAGGCCCCUCCCCAGGUGUUGUUGUUUUAAGGUGGUUGUGGUGACUUUGAGGCAGAGAAUCACUUCCUGGUUCAAGCCCCUACAUUUCAUAAGAUACAACUAAGGGAGAGAGAUUGCUUUCCAGUUGCUACAUCCUGCAGAACCAAUUGUCAUCAUCUUAGUUGAUGUGUUUGACCACAUUCCUUUCCCACCUAGUGUUCAAAGUUCACAUGUAUUUGCUCAGCCAUCCACCUAACAUGCCUGUAAAUGCAUGUCAAUAUUGCCUUCGUUGUGCUCACAGGUGCGGGUGGAUUUAAACCAGACACUUCCUGGUUCAUAAUUCCAACUCUUCAGCAGCACCCUGUGCAAACUUGGUCCCUCAUCUCACUCCCGUUUUUCAGGGACAGCAUAUCACUUCCCAGGCUCUGAUUAUUCCUUACAGCUACCCUCAUGACCCACUAUUGAUAUUGUCCCAGGAACAAUGUGAGAACUGGUUACAGUAAAAAUUGCGUCUUCUAAAUAAUUUUGUUUCUUCCACAGAGUGAUUCCCACUUUUAGCUAUGGCUGAACUGGUUCCCUCCCCUGAGGACUCUCCCACUGACCUCUGUUCUGAUACCCCUGUGGAACCACUGGCGGCCCCCGAUUCUCUUCCAGCUGAGCAAUCCCUUGCCGAAAUUGACCUACCUUGCCGCUUUUUCCUAGAAGGUCGUUGCCGCUUUGGUUCCCGCUGCCGGAACAGUCACCCUGGUGACAUGGGAGCUGCUCCUCGUUCAGAAGACAGCGGAUCCAACCGCAGUCGUUCUCCACAAGGCAAGAAGCCCCCCAUGAAGACUGCGGAGGAUGUUAUCUCUCGCCUCCUCUGGGACCCCCAGCUGCCUGCUGAACAUUUUUCUAUUGGUUACCUGGAUCGGUUCUUGGGGGUAUUGGAAGAGCCUUUUGCUGCUUUCUCCUGGGAGGACCUGGCUUCAACCGGGCCUGGCGUGCUAGCUAUCCCCAAACAUAGGAUCCACUAUUUCAAAUACAAGACUCGCGUGGUGUGGGACAAGGUAAGCCGCACAGACGAAGUCUUUGGGUCCACAGGAAGUGGGAGAACCAUCUUGGAGGUGAUGAAGGAAGUCGACGAGGCAGCCGGAACCACUGAGGAAAAGGUUCAGGACCAUCCUUCAAAUGGAGACAGAGAAAAGGGGGUGGGAGGUGUUGGACCAGGGGCAGCUAGAGGCAGCGGAGAAGAGGCGGUCAAUGGUUCAGCCAGAGAAAAACAGGUGGCCGAGACAGUUGGCGGACAGGAUGAGCUGGAUAAUUUGGAUGCCUUCAGCAUCACAAAGGAAAAUGACCCAAUAGUGGAAGAGGAGGAAAACGCGGCUUUGCAGAGCAGGAAGGUGGGACACCUUCUGCAUCGCAAACAGCGUCCCACCCAUUUCAUAGCUAUCCAAGUCACCAGUCGAGAGACCUGGGAAGCUGUGAAACUCUUCCAAGGCGCCCUCUCUGAGGUUCAGCCAGACCUAGAGGAGUUCUAUACCCCUUUGCCUACUCUGCACAUCACACUGUGUCUGCUGCACUUAGAUACCUCGGAACACAUUUGCAAAGCUGUUACGGCACUCCAGGAACUGCAAGCCAACAGCCAGCGCCUGCUGCCCCCCGCCUUGCUUCUCUCCUUCCACAAGGUUGAAGCUUUCCAUUCUCGUGUGCUUUACUUGUCACCAGCACCUACGCCUGGGCUGGGAUCACUGGCCCGGACUUUGGAGGAUGCCUUUAACAAGAAGGGCUUGGCAAUGAUUCCUCCUCCGGACAAAGACAAGUUCCACUUGACCAUGGUGAAGAUCCCACGGGCAAAGGCAGAUCUACGGUUGCCAGCAGAUUCCUCAUGGAUUCCAACUAUUAAUGAUUUAGGAACACAGGCUGUAGAGGCAUUAUGUUUGUGUGAGGUUGGAAAAGGUAGGCGGACUGAUGGGUUUUACACCACGGUUCUGAAAAUAGAUCUAUACUGAGAGGCAGGGGUGGCUUCUCGUUCUGCUGCUUGAGGCGAAACAGUAAGUUUUGCCAUGCUACUGCUACCAUGCACCCUUGAUUUUGGGCAAGAUUGUGUUGAUUUCAGGCGAGAUCUUACCUCAAAUGGACAGGUUUUGUUCAAAACCUGUGCCAAUGGCAAUGGCACUUCUCUGCUGCUGGCAGAGGGCCAGAUGGGACAUGCAUCUGAGGUAGCAGCACCACCCUGCCUUAUGGCUGAGCUGCCUCUGCUGAGGCAAUUGUUAUCAAGCAGCAGGUAAGCAUCUUUGCGGUCAAGAUCCACUCUACAGAAGGGGGUAUAACCCCGUAAAUUGUAUUAUCGUGAACAGCAGGAACACAGCUAAGAUGGUGAACUAGCCUUGAAUAACCUGGGCUGGCUACCUACAGAAGGGAUUUAAGAGGAAGGAUACUAUACUCAUACUGCAUUAAGCUAUUUUGAGGCAACAGUAGGAACUAUGGUGUCCUUUCCCCAUUUAUUCAGGCAAGGUACAUCUGGUAGACUAGAGCAUAAAUACACUGGGGUACUGGGAGCUACAACUUCCAUGUGAAUGAGAACACCAAACUUGGACAACAGGGACACACAGUAGGGAAGUGGCUUGGAUGACAUGGCGUUUUUCCUCCCUUAGGUAACAAAAUGAAGCAAGACUUUUGAAUGCAGAUAAACUUGUUCUGACCAUUAGUCAUGACCAAGACCUUUUGAGAAGAAAGUCACUCAACUGUGCACUUUUAGUUGUACUGAUUUCAAUGGAUGUUUGUCAUGACUAAAUGGCAAGGACUGCAGGCCACUGUCCCUCUACUGUACCAUGUAAGGAGGAAAUCUGCAAACAUUGCAGCUGACUAGCUCAGAAAGGCUGUAGGCUCCUAUGUUCCUCUAACAACCUCCUCCUCUCUCCCCUGUCCCAACACUUUGUAUGGUAGCUUUUGCAGGUCAGCAAAACUAAACACAUCACAUGCCUGUUACUUUCUGGGGGGCAGAUGAAAACAAGCUAGAAUCUCCCUUUGCAUGUGUUCUGUUCCUGUGUUUUGUUCCUAGAGACUGCCCCCCUGUUAAAUUUUAGACACCAACACAGAUUUUUGUUUUCAAAAAUUUGCUUUAAUCAGUUGGAAAAAGAUUCAGAGGUUUCUGUAAAGGAAAAAGGAAUCUUUGAAAAAUCCAGCCCAAGCCAAAACAUCCCAAAAUUACACAUGUUC
This is a messenger RNA of Podarcis lilfordi (Lilford's wall lizard), 6848 nucleotides long. The record is from the annotation of a GenBank genome assembly. NCBI's taxonomy places the organism in Eukaryota, Metazoa, Chordata, Lepidosauria, Squamata, Lacertidae.